Messenger RNA from Hippopotamus amphibius kiboko, 618 nucleotides. RefSeq names its product ATPase H+ transporting V1 subunit F (gene ATP6V1F). Gene Ontology annotation, molecular function: proton-transporting ATPase activity, rotational mechanism. Bases 1 to 360 code for a protein of 119 amino acids. The record is from RefSeq and is a predicted model, not a curated record. The transcript is spliced from 2 exons. Lineage: Eukaryota; Metazoa; Chordata; Mammalia; Artiodactyla; Hippopotamidae. Gene Ontology annotation, biological process: proton transmembrane transport. Gene Ontology annotation, cellular component: proton-transporting V-type ATPase, V1 domain; membrane.
AUGGCGGGGAGGGGGAAGCUAAUUGCGGUGAUCGGAGACGAGGACACGGUGACUGGUUUCCUGCUGGGCGGCAUAGGGGAGCUUAACAAGAACCGCCACCCUAAUUUCCUGGUGGUGGAGAAGGACACUACCAUCAAUGAGAUCGAAGACACGUUCAGGCAGUUUCUAAACCGGGACGACAUCGGCAUCAUCCUCAUCAACCAGUACAUCGCAGAGAUGGUGCGGCACGCGCUCGAUGCCCACCAGCGCUCCAUUCCGGCCGUACUGGAGAUCCCGUCCAAGGAGCACCCCUAUGAUGCUGCCAAGGACUCCAUCCUGCGCAGGGCCAGGGGCAUGUUUACGGCCGAAGACCUGCGCUAGGGGCCUCCCCGCAGCCAGGCAGCCUCUCCCCAGACUUGUCAUCAGCUCUUCUCUAAGAUUCGAGCCUCUGAGUUCCAAUUCCCUGCCCCUUCCCACUCCACUGACAGGCUAGGUGAGGUGCUUCCAGGUUGCUGGGCUCUGCCAUUAAAAUCAAGGCUGGUUAGGGCACAGAAAGCCUGAGUGUCUUCUCUCCGCCACCUCUUCCCUGUGCUGUUAACACAGUGUCAUUGUUGAUGUUAAAUUAAAGUGAUGUUCUUG